This is a messenger RNA of Athalia rosae (coleseed sawfly), 1770 nucleotides long. RefSeq names its product NF-kappa-B-repressing factor. The record is from RefSeq and is a predicted model, not a curated record. Lineage: Eukaryota; Metazoa; Arthropoda; Insecta; Hymenoptera; Athaliidae. Bases 393 to 1652 code for a protein of 419 amino acids. The transcript has 8 exons. Gene Ontology annotation, molecular function: nucleic acid binding.
CUGCAUGUCACAGGCUUACUGGCUACUCACCCGCCAAUCAAAAGCCCUAAAAAUAAAUAGAUGAUCGAGCUGUUUUUGUUGGCUAAUACGACGGAUGUCAAUUUUCUGCGCAUCGUGUGGAUGCGGCGUGACGUAUCGGGAAUUCAAUAAAUAGUUUAGCCCGUGUUUAGCCAGAGAAUUUAUAAUCAUUAAAAAUCAUUCAACUUCGAACUAGGUUAGUUUGAUGUUUCGUUCACAAAAUUAUUUUGAAAAUAUUUUACUACUUGAAUUUUAAACACAAAAAAAAACACCAAAUCAGCUGAAACUCCCUACACUGUACCGUACACAAAAGUAAUCACAAUAUUGUUUCUCCUAAAUAGGCUGUUGUAGUACCUCUGGAUUGAACAUAACAAAUGAAAAUGGAAUCAGAGAAAGAAUGGGAUGUAGAACAAUUUAAAAUGGAACAUGAGUGUGACGAACAUUGGGAGUUGAGACGUCGCUUUCUUCUCGCUCAUAAAGACCAAUUUCCCGAGGAAGAGUUGGUGUGUCUGGCACAGGUCUUCACUAACAUAGAAUUCUUAGGAUGUCGUUAUCCAGAGGAAACGAUGCAGCUUGUGGCUGAAUUAUCCCAAGAGAUAGCUGCUGAUUAUCGUGAGAAGCAAAAAACUAAAUUACAACGAACCUUUGUUAAAGCAUCAGAUGCUGCUGGCGCCAAAGUCAAAGGACUAAAUAUCAGUAAACCAGAACCAAGUGGGAAUAAAUCGUUAGCAGGUGAUGAUUCCCAUAUAAACAAAAAGAUCAAACAUAAUCAUAUUUGUCCCACUCAAAUUAUCAAUAAGCGAAAGAAAAACAACAGUUAUACCAAUAAUGGCCCAUUUGGAAACAUUGUAGUCGUUGAACACUCUCAAAAUAACGUUAUAAGUAUUCUUGUGGAUGCAGUGAAUGCGAGUGGACAAAAUUUGGAGUGGAUAUAUGACGAAAGUAUAACAGGAUGGAUAUCAUUUGUGAUUUUCAGCAAAUGUACGAUAAAAAUAAAUCAUAAAAAUCUAGCUAAUGGGCAUGGUUCUAAUAAAAAAUUGGCCAAGCGCAAUGCAGCAACUAAUGGGUUGGAAUUAUUGAAAAAAUAUUAUUAUACCAUUAAGAUUAAGAAAGCAUUCCAUGGCACACCUGAAAGCAUUGUGAGCACAAAGUCUCUGAGUAAUGCUCCAACAGUUGACAAUAUUCUACCUGAUGAUAAUAUAGGGAGAAAACUUAUGCGAUUAAUGGGUUGGAGUGGCAAUGGUCUUGGAAAAUCUCAACAGGGUAUUGUUGACCCAGUAACGGUGCAACAACAGAUCAGUAGAGAGGGACUUGGGUUUACAGCAGGCAAAGCCAGUCAAGAGAUUCUGAAGAAAAAGUUCCAUCAAAUAUUGAAAAACUAUGUGAGCGGUGACACGAGCAGCGACCUCGUAUUCCUCUCCGAAUUUACCAAUGAAGAAAGAGCUCUGAUUCAUCUAAUUGCAAGACAGAUGGGCGUCAAGUCGCACAGUCACGGCCCAAAAAAUGCCCGCACGUUAGUCGUAUCUCGCAAAAUAGAUCCAGCUGAGCUUGUAGAAGAAUUAAAAGAAAGUGGCGGCAUAACUGAAAAAUACGAACUCAUUUAUCCAACGAAAGCCAUGGAUGUAAUUCAAUAAACAUGCUGGAGUCUAUGAAAUUCUACUGAUUCAUUAUGCUCAUUGUAACUUACUAAUCACAGUACCUUAUGUAAUGGAUGAAAAUAUUUUUAAUAAUACAGAAUCAUUGCAUUAAAAA